CGCUGGCCCUCUCGUCUUUCCCGCCAUGUCGUUCGUGGAGAGCGGGAGGCGCUCGGCUGGUCUGCGCCGACGUCUCGACACCCCUGUCACGUUUUCCGGGCCGGCGUUUUCCGGUUUCGCUCAGGGGGAUAGUUGGGGUGAGGGUGAAGUGGACGAGGAGGACGGAUGCGACCAAGUGGCCCGUGACCUGCGGGCGGAGUUCUCGGCCGGGGCGUCGUCGGAGCCUAGAAAGGGCUCUCUGUUCCAGCGGGACGGGGACGGGUCUCCAGUUCUGCCCGAUAAACGCAACGGCAUUUUCUCGGUGGUUGCGGGCGGCCGAGCCCAGGCUCGGCGGUGGCCGAUCCAGGUCCUCUCAAUUCUUUGUUCGCUGCUGUUCGCCAUCCUCCUCGCCUUCCUCCUCGCCAUCGCCUACCUGAUCGUAAAAGAGUUACAUGCUGAGAAUUUAAAGACUGAAGAGGACAUAGACACUGGGCUACUAGGAUUCUGGACUCUACUUAUAAUAUCUCUAUCUGCUGGAUUCUCCUGCUGUAGCUUUUCUUGGACAGUGACUUAUUUUGACUCUUUUGAACCAGGAAUGUUUCCUCCUACUCCUCUUUCACCUGCCAAGUUCAAGAAACUGACUGGACAUUCUUUCCACAUGGGCUAUAGCAUGGCAAUUUUGAAUGGCAUUGUUGCUGCUCUUACUGUAGCAUGGUGCCUCAUGUAAACCCACACCGAAGCAAUAUUUUUGGCAAAACUUAGUCAUGAUUGCUUUGUAAUAACAGGGAAGAACAUCAUUUCAUCAUUUGUCUACUCAGAAGACCAAGAAACCUGCUGUUAUGUGGUUCAGAUAUGUCAUAUCAUCGUCAUUAUGGAGGACCUUCUUUUUUUUUUUGUAAAUGGAGGACCUUCGUAAGCACCAUUCUAGAACUUAGGCAUUGAGAAUAUCUGAGUAUUAAGUUUCAAGUAAUUUCUUAAAAAUGUGAGAUGUUUACCUCGUCUUUUUACUUUUGUGUGCAUUGUCCUUAUAAAUUAUAGAAACAUUUUAAUGGAAUUCAAACGUGAAAACUUGAAUGUGGGAUGCUAUGUAUAAUACUACAUUUUUGCUAAGAAAUACUAGUCGACUGUUUAAAUGAGAUAGAAAUACUUCUUAUUUAUUCAUGAUAUUAGAAAAGCAAACAAUGCCUACUACUUCGACAUUUUAUAGAAGCUACUUUGAAAUCAGAAUAUUUAGUUUUCAAUAAUCAUAAUCAAUGGAAGGUGCAUUUAUAUUUUUUAAUGGUAUAAUUCCUUAUGUGUUUUUUUAUAUAUUUUCCUACUACAUAUUGAAUUUGUAUGUUUUUUAAAUAGCUACAUCUAGACAAAUGUAUAUGUUAUUUUUUAGCUGGUGGAAAGCUAAUACCUACCAUUUUAAAUAAGUAUUUUGUUUUUUUUUUUAAAAAGCAAAAAAAAAAAAACCCACAAAAAACAAACACAUUGAUCUGAGUUUAAAAUUAAGUAAACCUAUUUUAGCAAAAAAGUCUGAUAAAAAGUAAAUUACUUAAGCCAUUAAAAUGUUUGAGAAAGUUGAAGUUGUUCAUUAUUUGUUUCCACAUUUGCAAAUAUUUGUCUUCGUGUGUAUAUGAUUACUCCAACGGAACUGAUACUAUUUUGUUUUUAAUAAAUAAUAGAUCUGAAAUUUUUAUAUUUAGAAAUG
Messenger RNA from Neomonachus schauinslandi (Hawaiian monk seal), 1675 nucleotides. RefSeq names its product ADP ribosylation factor like GTPase 6 interacting protein 6 (gene ARL6IP6). The coding region runs from base 26 to 706 and encodes 226 amino acids. The record is from RefSeq and is a predicted model, not a curated record. Lineage: Eukaryota; Metazoa; Chordata; Mammalia; Carnivora; Phocidae. The transcript is spliced from 4 exons.